AUGCCCAAGUCGUCCGCCGCGCCUGCGCGCCCUCCCAGGCCUCUGUACUCCCUCCACGACGACAAGCACCAAUACAGCCGCGACCGACUCGACACGGACCUUGACGUCGAAAAACGCUUUGAAGAAAGCAUAGGAUACACACUGGCCACCGAAGGAGGAGCCGCCGAUCCAGCCAUGGGUGCCGCCGGGACCCUCCAGAUAUGGCCCAAGUUGCACAUGGAGCCAUACCAGAACAUGCCCGAACUCGACAAGGCGAGAUUCAACCGCCUACCGAGCAAUCACACCGAUCCCUUCCUCUCACAGCCCGCCAGGCCCCGACCGACCCUACAUGCUACUGCCAGUCAGCCCGAUCUGUAUUCGGCGUCGCGCAAGAAUGCAAUCAUGACCGAUGCCGCCGUGCCUCCACCCGUCCCCCAACAACUCCAACGCAGCCACAGGGUCGAUUUUUCCAGACUUUUCUCACGACACAAAUCAAAGAACAAGGACAAGGAAAAGGAAAAGACGACGAGAAGACCUUCGGCUCCUCACGUACCUGCGCCGCCGUCCCUGCCUCUGCCACCACCGCCGCCGGUACCUGCAUCCGUUCGCUCCCGUCAAGGUAGCGAUAUCUCGUCUGUCCGACCUGCCUCUUCAGGAACCGCCAGCCAUCGUACUCAGGCCACUGCCUUUGACCGAAACGCUACCGAAAAUGCAAAGAUCAACGUGCGCAGGCCGCCAAAGGGCAUCAAGCAUUGGUUCGAAGCCGUCGACUCUUCCGACGACGACUUGCCCGAAGUCGUUACUCCUGCCGAAACCAUUCACCACUCUGCUUUUAACCCAGCACUUGGCCCAGGAAGAUCAAGGGUUGCACCCACCUCGCGUGUUACGCCCAAUUGCGAAGGCUCGUCGUCGGAUUACUUCCGAUACCAGAGCUCCACACAUCAAGCACACUCGCAGAACCAAAAUCUUCAGGAACGCAGCAUGCUAAAUCUUUCAUCCGAUGAAGAGGACGAGCGUUCAGAGCCUCCAUCACCACCUAGAUGGGCAGACCAUUCGACUACCGCAAGUGGACCUGCAUCUGACUCGGUUAGCUGGAACAAAAUGGCUGCUACCAGGCAGUCAACCUUUAGCAUGCAAACCACAAUGACGUCUGGUUCCAUUCCCAUCAUCCACGCCGACAACCUGGAACUGGCUUACCGAACUCCGCUACCUCCUCUUCCUGCCCAGUAUCAACAAUACACGGAACCCAGCGCUGUUCCUGCACCUCUACGGAAACAAAAGUCUUAUCAUUUCUCAUCUCCUGGACGAACACGAGCGACGAGCAUUACAUCGACCGGUAUGCAAAGUGCCAACAGUGCCUCUAGCGCUGGACAGUCUCACGUCAUGGCUGUUACUCAGGAGGAGAUGGCUUUGCUCGAGAUGAUGCGUCGCAAGAGAGCCGAGAUGCAGACUCAGUCUAACCAUCCUGCUCGAAGACAAGAUCCGUCAAACCAGCCCUCUCAUUACGAUCGUAAGAACUCAGUCGGCAGAAGUACCGCUUCAUCGACCUUUUCGAGGGGCAGUGCUAUGAGUAUAGGAAUGAUGCUUGACGCUCCCGAAGGCACUGCUUUCCCAGCACCUCCAAGCAACAGGAUCCUCCAGGAAACUCAUGAAAUGAACUACUUCACUCUUGACGAGGAACGUAGCAGCAGAUCCUCAGAGAUGUUGACGCCUCAUUCGUACAUGUUGGCCGAGCUGGAAGCACCUACCGAACAAUUGCAAGCCCUCUGCUUCCAACAACCACCGAAGUCUGCAAGCUCGAGUCAAAAUAAACUCGUCCCGUUUGAGAAUACAGCCGACCCCUACCGUCUAGCACCAGAUCUUGAGCUCUCUUCCCUCGACCUCUUGCCGCUUCCUGCACGUACCUACUCUCCGUCUCUCGCCGGCACUUGCAGUUCAGCCGCGACUCCUGAGUUUAGUACUCACGGCAACACCAACUUCAACGUCGUUGGCAGCGAUAGCGAGACCAGUAGCGAGGCAGACCGCUACCGCAACAGCGUCAAGACCAUGGACAGUGUAGACUUAGAUGUCUAUACCGCCUGGGAACGUCUGGGUGGCCUGUAA
This is a messenger RNA of Aureobasidium vineae, 2082 nucleotides long. The record is from the annotation of a GenBank genome assembly. Lineage: Eukaryota; Fungi; Ascomycota; Dothideomycetes; Dothideales; Saccotheciaceae.